Molecule: messenger RNA, 1739 nt
Organism: Cygnus atratus (black swan)
Lineage: Eukaryota; Metazoa; Chordata; Aves; Anseriformes; Anatidae
Gene: PLD5
Product: phospholipase D family member 5
Exons: 11
Coding region: 150-1739 (529 amino acids)
Molecular function (GO): catalytic activity
Source: RefSeq, a predicted model, not a curated record
AGUGUGAUUUACUAUCCCAACCUUGUGCAUGCUACUGAAGGAGAUCACACUACACGGAAAAAGCUUCCCCCCCCCACUCCAUGGUCCUUCUUUCCUACAGCAACCCCAUGCUUCAGUGAUUGGCAACUGCUUCCAGGAGGCAGGAGCAGAUGGAAGUCAGGCAUGACUGGCUUUCCUCAUCCCCCCAUGAGGGCUUCGAGCAGAUGAGGCUGAAGAGCAGACCCAGGGAGCCGUCGCCGAGCCUCACGAGAGUAGGUGCGAACUUCUACAGCACCGUCAAGCAGCAGGACUACAGUGCCAGCGUCUGGCUGAGGAGGAAAGACAAACUGGAGCACUCCCAGCAAAGAUGCAUUGUGAUCUUUGCACUGGUAUGCUGCUUUGCAAUUCUGGUUGCACUGAUAUUUUCGGCAGUGGAUAUUAUGGGAGAAGAUGAGGAUGGACUCUCAGAAAAGAACUGUCAAAAUAACUGUCGGGUUGCUCUUGUGGAAAAUAUUCCUGAAGGGAUCAACUAUUCAGACAGUGCACCAUCUCAUUUGUCUCUUUUCCAAGGCUGGAUGAAUUUGCUAAAUAUGGCUGAAAAGUCUGUUGACAUAGUAUCUUCCCAGUGGGACCUCAAUCACAGUCAUCCAUCAGCAUGCCAGGGUCAGCGUCUUUUUGAAAAAUUGCUUGAACUGGCAUCCCGAAAUAUUGAGAUAAAACUAGUGAGCGAUAUCCUGCCCGUGGAAUCAAAAGUAUUAAAUGACUUGAAAACAAAGGGUGCUGAAGUGCUGUAUAUGAACAUGUCAGCAUAUAAUGAAGGUCGCCUUCAGUCAUCUUUCUGGAUUGUUGAUAAACAGCAUGUGUACAUUGGGAGUGCCAGCCUAGACUGGAGAUCACUGGGACAGAUGAAGGAACUUGGCGUCAUCGUAUACAACUGCAGCUGCCUCGUCCUGGAUUUACAAAGGAUAUUUGCCCUGUACAGUUCAUUAAAAUACAAGAAUAAAAUACCUCCAAGUUGGUCUAAGAGACUAUAUGGAGUGUACGAUACUCAGAAUAAACUGACACUGCAGCUGAAUGAGACUAAAUCAGAAGCUUUUGUGUCGAAUUCACCUAAACUCUUCUGCCCAAAGGACAGAGUCCUGGAUAUCGAAGCUAUAUACAAUGUUAUCGAUGAUGCGAAACAGUUUGUGUACAUAGCUGUCAUGGACUACCUUCCGAUCGUCAUUGACACAAAUGCUAAACGAUACUGGCCAUAUUUAGAUGGGAAGAUACGAGAAGCUUUAGUUUUACGAAGUAUUAAAGUUCGACUUCUCAUAAGUUUCUCAAGAGACACAGAUCCCCUUACUUUUAACUUUGUUUCAUCUCUCAAAGCUAUUUGCACUGAAGUUCCAAGCUGUAGUUUGAAAGUUAAAUUCUUUGACCUUGAAGAAGAGAAUGCAUGCUUUCUUAAAGAACAGAAGAACACUUCCCUUCCCAAACUAAACCGUAACAAAUAUAUGGUGACUGAUGGAGCUGCAUACAUUGGUAAUUUUGAUUGGGUAGGAAAUGCAUUUACGCAGAACGCUGGAGCGGGCCUUGUUAUCAACCAAGCAGACGCGGGGAACAGCACAAGCAUCAUAAAGCAACUCAAGGCUGUUUUUGAAAGAGACUGGUAUUCACAUUAUGCCAAAAGUUUACAACCAACAAAAAUCCCAAACUGCUUUAAUCACAAACUUAAUAAAGCAACAUCAAAUAAGACUGCCAUGAGCAAUGUGAAUUAG